CUCAUCCAAACCUGUUUUAUUUCAUAUUCCCUCAUAUUAUCAUAUCGUUCAGUUUUUUUGCGUUUAUCCGUUUCGGUUUGCACGGUUAACGUGCAGGAGUUUCAUCGGAACAUAUGGCGCGUAAUGGAUUUAUAUUAGGCGCUCUGUGCGCACUUUGGGCAGCGAUCUGCGCUCAGGAUGUCCAACGACCAUCCUUCAGAGAAUGUCCUGUGGAUUUAUUCUUUGUGUUGGACACCUCUGAAAGUGUGGCCCUCAGAGCUAAACCACCAGAGUUCUACAUCAACCAAAUCAAGACCUUCACUAAACUGUUCAUCGAUGAGUUGAAAGACAUGCGCCAGCCAUGUGAUCGUGAUGUUACCUGGAACUCUGGAGCGCUACAUUACAGUGAUGACACUGAGCUUGUGAUGGAGUUAGUUGACCUGAACACAAAACGGGCCGACCUGAAGGCUGCCAUUGACACAAUCAAAUACAUCGGCAAGGGAACGUACACUGACUGUGCCAUCAAGGAGGGUAUCGCCGAGCUGCUUAAAGCGGGCUCCCACUAUCAUGAGAACAAAUACAUAGUGGUGGUAACAGACGGUCACCCUGUGACCGGAUACAAGGAGCCAUGUGGUGGGAUCCAGGAGGCUGCCAAUGAGGCUCGACAACACGCCAUCAAAGUAUUCGCUGUGGCCAUCUCACCUGAUCAGGAGGACACCAGACUGUCUGUCAUCGCCACAAACCCGAAUUACAGACAAAACUUCACAGCUGCAGAUGACUCCCGCUCCACGCAAAUGUUAACCAUACAGAACAUCAUUCACACUAUCACGAACGAAACAAAAGAUGUGUGUUGCUCCUUUGACUGCAAUGCACCUGGAGGCCCCCAAGGACCCCCUGGAGAUCCAGGACACAGAGGAGAGCCUGGAAGACCAGGCAUGCCAGGAGAGAAAGGAGAUGUUGGUGCUCCGGGAAAUGCUGGUGAUCCGGGUCCAGUCGGUUACCAAGGAAUGAAGGGAGACCAAGGAAUAAGAGGUCAUAAGGGAGACAGAGGUCAUAAGGGCUUCAAGGGAGAUAAAGGAGAACAUGGUCUUGAUGGCACUGAUGGGAGGAAGGGUAAGCCAGGUUUCGCCGGUCUUCCAGGCUGCAAAGGGUCCCCGGGGCCAGAUGGCUUGCAAGGAGAACCAGGUCCUAAAGGAGAUCCCGGCCAAUAUGGACGCAAAGGAGAGAGAGGCGACCCUGGCAAAGACGGCGAGCCAGGAAGACCCGGAAACUAUGGACCUUCAGGUGGCAAGGGAGACAGGGGUCCUCGUGGUGCCAAAGGUGAUAAAGGCGAGAGAGGAGAUGAUGGUAAAACAGGGACAGAUGGACCAAGAGGAGACAAAGGCACACCUGGUGAGAAAGGUGAACAAGGUUCCCGUGGUAACAGAGGACCUAGAGGCGAGGCUGGUGAGCCAGGACCCCGAGGUGAGCAAGGACGUGAGGGAUCGGCGGGGCCAAACGGCGAACCGGGCGAGCCAGGAAGGGCAGGGUCACCAGGUUACCGUGGCGAUGAGGGUCCUGUUGGGCCAGAGGGAGCUAAAGGGCCCAGAGGAAUUAAAGGGUCCCCUGGAGACAGAGGCCUGAUCGGAGAGAGAGGAACUGAUGGGCCACCAGGAAAUGGUACUGCGGGCUGCCAUGGUUUCCAGGGUUAUCCUGGACCAAGGGGAGAUGCUGGAGAACCUGGUGGAAAAGGAACUCCUGGACCCAAGGGAGAUGAUGGCGAGCCAGGUGACCCAGGAUUAGAUAAUGACAGACCUGGACCACUUGGGCCAAAAGGAGCGAAAGGCCACAGAGGACCUGAAGGAACCCCUGGACCACCAGGACCACCCGGACCUGCAGGAGCCGAUGAAUGUGAGAUUCUGGAUAUCAUCAUGAAGAUGUGCUCUUGUUGUGAAUGCAAGUGUGGACCCCUGGACAUCGCCUUUAUUGUGGACAGCUCUGAGAGUAUUGGAGCAUCUAACUUUGCCAUUGCUAAAGACUUCAUCGUAACUAUAAUGGACAGGCUCAAAUUAGGACAGUUUGGUGUUAAUGAAUCCCGUAUUGGUGUGGUGCAGUACAGUGGCCCCAAUGCUCAGGAGGCCGUACAGCUUGGUGACCCCAACAUCAAGACCCUGACAGAUCUAAAACAGGCUGUGAAAAAUCUGCGCUGGCUGGCCGAAGCCACGUACACUGGAGAAGCUCUGCAGUAUUCACUGAGGAACAUGCUUAGCAAGCUUGUGACGGAGAGGAGCAUCGUCAUUGUGCUAACUGAUGGACGUUCAGACACUGUGAGGGACAAAGUGCCCUUGGACGUGUUGUGUGGCAAGGGCCUGAAGGUCGGUGGUGUUGGUGUGACUGAUUAUGCAGAACGGAAGCCAAAUCCAGAGCAACUUGAUAAUGUGGUUUGUAAAGAAGAUCCUAGACAAGGUUUCUCCUUUGUCCUAAACAAUUUUGGCAUGCUGCUGGAUGACACCUUUCUGCAAAACUUGACUGAGAAAAUCUGUGAAGACAAGAAAUGUCCCAACUAUACUUGUCCAAUUUCAUUUAGUAGUAACACAGAUGUUCUCAUCUUGAUGGACAGCUCGGCCAGCGUUGGCUCCAAGAACUUCGAGAUGACUAAAGACUUCACACGAAUGCUCGCUAAGCGCUUCUUGUCUGCCGAAAGGCGGGGAAUCCAAGUUCGUGUCGGCGUCGGCCAGUACAGCAACAACGCCAAUAUGGAGGCUGAGUUUUCCAGGAACGCCACACAGGUGACCGCUCAGAUCGCAGAAGCCAAAUUCCAGAAUGCAGGUACGCAGGUGACGAACGCUCUCACCUUCGCCAUCGAACGCUUCAAGGGCGGCGGGAACAGGAAGAAGAAGCUACUGGUCUUCUCAGAUGGUCGCUCUCAAGGCGUCAACAACAUCCAGAUCGAGAAAGCUGUGGAACAGGUGAGCAGUGCCGGCAUUGAGAUGUAUAUGCUGGCCGUGGGCAAUCAGGUGAACGAAGCACAUCUGCGCACCCUGGUGAGCCGAGGCCGACCCUACGACAACACAUACGCCUACCGCCAUCUUUUCAAAAAAUCUGACUACCGCUCAUUGGUCAACGGUGUCUUUUACCAAACUGUCUCACGCAAGAUUUCCCAGGACUGAGACGGCGGUCUUCUUGGGGACUGGAAAUAGAAAGGGUGAUGGGUAAAAAGAGGGGGCCAGGCAAGGAGUGCGUUAACAAACAACCUUUGAUUGUUUUAGUUUUUUGGUUAUUCUUUUUCAUGUGACGUAUCUGUAUGAGAAAUCUGAAGGUAUUUUCAUUGUCUCCGUUUCCUAUUACAAGACCGUAAAUGAUUGUUAGGUUUUUUAAAAUUAAAUAACGCCUAUUUUUAUAUCACUUUUAUAUCACACAUCAAGUCUUUUAUUCAAGGUAAAACGAGCAGUCAAGCCAUAUUACAAUGUAUGUUCAUUUUUUCAGCCGAUGUGUUUUAGUACUUCGUUGGAUUUUUCCAUUAGCAUUUGUUAUCGUUGAGGGCGCAAAAAAAUGAAUUAUUUUAGUGGUCAGAAGCUAAAAUUUCUGUGAUGAUGCAGAUAACAAUCUGUGUAAAUGUGAGGAGUUUAUCCAAUGGGAUUCAUAAUUUAAUAUUGCUAAAAAAAUAUUCAAAGAUAAAUCUCACAAUCAGUAUCCCAAAUAACUUGGUGUCUUGAAAAUAAGAUCUUUUGGACAAAGAGUUGCUCCCUUUAACUUGACAAAAACGAUAUUUUAAAAAUCUUUGCAAAAUACAUUUUCAUUACCUUCAAAAUAAAAUACUUUUUUCUUCAUUGAUCCAGUAAAAUGUUAAUUCUUGACCCUGCUUUAGAUGUUCACUUUAUUUUUUUAUCCCACAUAAUUCACUAUUCUUUGGAAUGGUCUGUGGUACACUUUCUUUACAAGUAAAACUUGAAUAUUAAUUUGGUGCUGCCAAUGUAAACUCUGGCUCCUAUAGUUAUUCAAAUGUAAAUGCAAUGCAGGUUUCUUCAAGACAGUAGCCAAAGACAUUGUUUACCAAUAGAUUAUACAUGUGAGAAAUGUAUUUGAGACCAGCUUCUGGGCUGUAUUUGAAAUAAAGGACGUUACACCCCACACUAAUGCCUCUGGUUCUGUGUUUAAAAUAAA
Messenger RNA from Triplophysa rosa, 4122 nucleotides. RefSeq names its product collagen, type VI, alpha 1 (gene col6a1). NCBI's taxonomy places the organism in Eukaryota, Metazoa, Chordata, Actinopteri, Cypriniformes, Nemacheilidae. The transcript has 35 exons. The record is from RefSeq and is a predicted model, not a curated record. Bases 114 to 3128 code for a protein of 1004 amino acids.